GAGUUUGCGGAUAAGUGAGAAGACUCUGGCCAGAUGUGACGUCACAAUCGCCACUGUGAGCAGGGGCACGGGGCAUCGUUCACCAUCGAUUAGCAGGCUAGCUGGCUAACUCUAGCUAAGGCCAACUAUGAUCCACCUCCGUGGCCACAUUUCUAAAUUAAAGAACCGCUUGGAAUGACCUUGCUAACUAAGAACAGAGUGUGAGCAUGGGGAAUGUAUGGAUUUUACACGCUAACUGGGAUCGCAGUGGUGCAACGAAGCGAGGUACGAGCGCGGGGCUUGCGUCACUGAUGCCAGGUGCACACUGUAGCUGAGAGCACUCAGGAUGAGUGCAGCUGGAGAGCACACAGACAUCCUGUCAGUGGCAGACGUGGUCAGAGACAGAUGGAAAGUGGUGAGAAAGAUAGGUGGAGGUGGAUUUGGGGAGAUCUAUGAGGUUUUGGAUAAGUUGAGCCAGGCCACUGUGGCCUUGAAGGUUGAGUCUGCUCAGCAACCCAAACAGGUGCUGAAGAUGGAGGUGGCUGUGCUGAAGAAGCUUCAGGGCAAAGACCAUGUGUGUCGCUUUGUGGGAUGUGGCCAAAAUGAUCGCUUCAAUUACGUGGUGAUGGAACUCCAGGGAAGGAAUCUGGCAGAUUUGCGCAGAACCAUGACCCGUGGCACCUUCUCUGCCUCCACAACUUUGAGACUUGGCAAGCAGAUUUUAGAGGCUAUUGAAAGCAUCCACUCUGUAGGCUUCCUGCACCGUGACAUUAAACCUUCUAACUUUGCAAUGGGAAGACUAGCCAGUACCUGCAGAUGCUGCUAUAUGCUUGAUUUUGGUUUGGCUCGUCAGUUUACCAACUCAAAUCAGGAAGUCCGUCCGCCUCGUCCCGUGGCUGGCUUUAGAGGAACUGUGCGAUAUGCUUCAAUCAAUGCACAUAAGAAUAAGGAAAUGGGUCGUCAUGACGACCUGUGGUCCCUCUUCUACAUGCUGGUUGAAUUCAUGGUGGGUCAGCUACCCUGGAGGAAAAUUAAAGACAAAGAACAAGUAGGAAAUCUAAAAGAGACUUCUGAUCAUCGACUUAUGCUGAAGCACCUUCCCUCAGAGUUUAGUACUUUCCUGGAUCAUAUCUUGACCUUGGACUAUUACACUAAACCUGACUAUGAGCUUCUGAUGUCAGUGUUUGACAGUGCCAUGAAGAGUCGCAAGGUGCUGGAGAAUGACCCCUAUGACUGGGAGAAGUGUGAUUCAGAGGAUAUGCUGACCAACACUGCCGCAGCAACCACUGCUCAGCAGCUCACUCGCCUCACACCAGCAUACUUGGGCAUGGCCAAUGCUUCAGUGCUGCCUGGCGACCUGCAGCGGGAGAACACAGAGGAUGUCCUGCAAGGGGAGCGCCUCAGUGAUGCUGACAACUGUCCCCCCAUGCCCACUCCAACCACUCCUGGUGCAGAUGUAUGGGAAGAGAUCGACCACAACCGAAACCAUAAACACGCUCAGCCAGUGGUCAGAAAGGUGAUGAGUGAGGAUGAGCACAGUCAGAACCAGGGGAACCAGAGUCCCAACACCGGUUCCAUCCAGAGUUCCCCAAGACGGGUGCGAUCGGAAACCAUGUUCUUAGAACGUGCUGCACCGCUGCUACGGAGAAUCAGACACAGUCAGAGCUUGGCGUUUGAAAAGAGGCUUGCACCUGAACCCAAACCCACCAUCGAACGCUUCCUUGAAGCCUACCUAGGCAAACAGCGUCCUGUCCUUUCUCAUGUUGGAGAGAAUUCCAUUCCUGAGAGGGGACACAGGCAGCACACGCCUUCUUGCAAAGAGGAGCACUCUGGAACAGCAACCCCUGGCCCAGAGGGUGCAGCGAGCAGUGGCUUUGUGGCUGUAAUAAAUCUCAGUCCUGUGGCCCAGGAAGGAGACUCUCAGGAGUGGGUGAUGCUGGACCUGGAACAAGGCAGCGGUUCUGGAGGAAGCAAGCCUCCAACAGAAGCCUGGCACGAGGACAAAUCAGGUACUCGCAGGCCUGCUGAAACUGACAACCACUCCUCUGAGCCACAGGAUGGCCAGUCUGCUGCAGUGCCGAGCAGCCCCAUCCUAUCACAGAUGGCCAUGCCCGGCACAUGGUUACUAGCCCACAGGAGGCUGCCAGGAAUGCUGGGACAGAUGCCCUCAGUCCUUAUUGGAAGACCCCAGAUUGACCAGACCUCUAGUGAUGCGCCACAGUGCCCUGUACAGGAGGAGAGUGAUGCAAUACCACUAGAGGCCCCAUCUGGUAAAACUGAUGAACUUGCAGAGGAAAUCUUAAAGGAUGGAGGGAGGUUGGAGUUAGCACCAUUGCCAAGCCCAGCCAAAGGCCCCACAGUUCAUCUAAGCAAUGAUCGAGACCCCGAGAGUGAUUCUGGUCUGCCUGAUCGCUCGUCAGAGCCAAAUCAGCAGCCCCAAGCUGACACUGCAGGAGGUGCUAUGGAGAGCACUGUCACCGUCUCCUCCUCUCCACCUCCAGCUCUACUCGGGAGAAGAGACUCUCCCUUGUCACCAAGAUUGAGCCGAAUCCCCAUACGAGACCCCAGCUCCCCCCGGGACUCUCCGAGCAGGGACCUCAACAUGGAAAGACGCCAUCGCUGGAGCAGUCCGGUUCCCAGCUCACCCACCCAUUCACCCUCUCCAUCUCUGUCCUGUGACAACCUUCCCUGUGUUCUGCCAAGAGACAGACUCUUCUCAGAACGAGGCUCCAGAUCUGACUGUGUAGGAGAAGACCCCCUCUCCCUAUCCUCCUCAUCUGGUAGUAAAAGUAAGAUCCCACGACCGGUCAGCACCACCUUUGUACCUGAACAACUCACAAGCAGGUUUCUGCCUCGACCACCUCCUGGGAAACCACCCAUCCGGCCGUGUGUGGACAACAGACGACGACGGUUAAGAGUGCGUGCCAGCAGCACUAGUGAUGCCGACUUCCUGGCUAGUCUGACCCAGCUGAUGCAAGACCGCAGUGGGAUGCUCUUCAGUCCUCCUCCUCGCCCUCGCGGCUCCUCCUCCUCCCUGCAGCGCUCACUAAGCUCCUCUCCCUCCCGUCAGGAGCUCCGUGACGGCGGGGGACUGCAGGGGCGCAGCCACUCUCCAUCUAGCUUGUCUGGCUCCCCUCCGCCUCGACUCCCACAUCCACAAGACAGGUCCAGUGGGCAGGGUCAUUGGGGCUACAGCUCCAGGGGAAGAGCUCUGAUCCAAGAGGACAAAGGCUCUGGAAAAGUGACUCGAUGACUGUAUUUGACAGAAAUGACUGAUCUGGGUGGUGCAACCUCAACAGUGGCUGAAGAUGUGCCAGAAAUGUUUGUUGUAUCUGGUGCAGCUGUAGCAAAAGGUUGGCUCACACCCAGUCCUGGAUAGCAUGUGUAAAUACAGCAUUUACUCAAGGGAAUGUACUGUAUGUAAAGUAAAAUGUAUGAUAAAUUGUAUUUAUUUAUUUAUUUGUUUGUUGGAUGUCUCUCUCUCUUAAAAUAUUUGAUGAUUUGGCUUGAUACCUGCAGUUGAAACAAAAAGGCUGAGAAAACCUUGAGAUUGCCAACACUUACCUCUCAUUUCAUUCCUCUGCAUAUAGGCCUAAUAUGAGACCAAAAAGAUCAUGUUUAAUACUCAAUGUAAAAUUGAUGCUAACUGUAGAUAUGUAUCUUUAGGAAAAUGGAUAUUCACUAAUAGAAACCAUGUACUCACAUUAAGAACAUUACCAGUAAAUAAUACAAGCACUAGACCAACAUCAGCAUUCGUGUACAGAACCAGGGCAUGCAGUCCCAUAUUGACCUCACUCUUGUAACACUGCUAGAUCAUGACAGUAUGUAACAAUGAAUUACUCAUUUUAGCAUAUCAGUGUAGUAGUGGGCUUUUAGGUUGCUAGAGAAUAUAUCAUGCAUCAGCAUAUUAGAAUGUACAUGUAAGUGCACUCAUAUGAAAUGAAAAUGCACGAGUGUCAUUGCAGCUGUUGUUUUUUUAAUUCAUUUGUACAAUCAGCUAAAACAUCUGUAUUUUUAUUGAACUGCUCCUGAACAAAAUACAUUAUAACACAGACUGUGUAUUUUUAUUUCACAGUGGAACAAAAGCUGAUUGUUGUGUGUUGAUGUCUGAUUGCUGUUGCAUUUUAUUUUAUCACAAUUUAAAAACAUGUCGGAAGAAGUGCACUGAAUAAAAGCCAGAGCUUAAAACCAUUAUUUCUCGAUAAACACAUGGGAGAUAGCGUGAUUAAAGGGUCAUUUCAUCUAAAUUCGCCCACUAUUUCCUCCCUCACCCACAGCAGCAUCUACAGUGCAGAUCAUGUUUGGGCAUUUAAGCGUUUGUUGUUCUUCGGUCUCUGUACUUCAGCACAUUCAAUUUAAAAUAAAUUAAUGGAAACUAACUUAAAGUGGUAAGUAGCUUUGAGUAAAGACUGGUAUGGGAGGUAUAGCCCGUU
Messenger RNA from Monopterus albus (swamp eel), 4412 nucleotides. It is a transcript of the gene ttbk2b, whose product is annotated as tau tubulin kinase 2b. NCBI's taxonomy places the organism in Eukaryota, Metazoa, Chordata, Actinopteri, Synbranchiformes, Synbranchidae. Gene Ontology annotation, molecular function: ATP binding; protein kinase activity. The transcript is spliced from 15 exons. Gene Ontology annotation, biological process: protein phosphorylation. Bases 326 to 3232 code for a protein of 968 amino acids. The record is from RefSeq and is a predicted model, not a curated record.